Physcomitrium patens is the source of this 1642-nucleotide messenger RNA. Lineage: Eukaryota; Viridiplantae; Streptophyta; Bryopsida; Funariales; Funariaceae. The record is from RefSeq and is a predicted model, not a curated record.
AAUCUUUUUAUACUAAUUCAAGAGUCGCAUGUUUUUCUGCUGAGCGUUGACAUGAAUUGGACAAAAUGCCGCUCCCGAUCAUGAAGUAUCAUAAGUCGCUAUUUUUUGUGACAUCAUAUUUCGAAACCGCAUCUUCAUCCAGGAGCAUUAGAAACAGAACAGACUGUUGUUGUUGUUAUGGUUCGUUAUAUUUCACUGGGCUAUACCUUCUCAUGACGUAGGAAGUCUAACCGCUAAAACUGCUGUGAGUCCCACGCCGCAAAGCCCCGAAUUCAAACUCUGUCUUCAUCACAGUGCCAACCUCUUGAAAAAUUUGUGUCGUGAAUUUCAGAAUCUGUGACUUCAGAUUUGUGUGUGGCGACGCUUUUGCCGAGAGCUUGAAACGGAUGAGUAGGUUUAGUUUACUGGCCGUGGAGAACUCGUGAAUGAGGCCUGUUUGACAUGCAUGCGACAGCAAUAUCGAAAACGGGGUGCAAUUACUAUGAAAACGUCCAUGAGAGGUUCAAAAUCCACGGAAGAGGGAGAUUUCUGCAAAUAUUUUACCCCACCCGCGAGUUCUGUAGACAGGCCCUUGUCUCUCUCAUAUAAUUCAGGCGACCGGCCGGAUCUGACCAGAUACAGCGUCAGAAAAGGAAGCACCAGAAAUUUCAUGCAGAAAAAUCGUCAAGCUGUAAGCCGUAACCAUGGUGUUACCAAUAAUCUCAGUUCGUGUGGUAACUAUCCCCUGAAUACGUUUGGGGGAGGAACGGCGCCACCAAGGACCAAAAUUGGCCAGGUUCCCAAGAUUGGCGAUGCCCUCGGCACCCCCAGCAACAAAGGCUCAAGCUCCUUCAUGAGCGCCGGCCACAAUGGUGUGAGGGAUGCGACACUCAAGAGCGGGUACAUGAAGCGAGGUUUUUGACGCUCGAGGUUGCCGGUCUGUGUCAUAUGCCUUCGAAGUGGCUAUCGUAAAUGACAAGAUCAUAAUGGCUCCAUCAGUGCGGUUAUGGUGCCACGAAGUUCUCGAAAAUUAUUUUCACUGUUUGACAUUUCGAUGUCCUUACUCGUUGUGGAUUUGGUGAAGUACACCUUGAACCGUCAACCACUGAUACAACAGUGGUUCCCUCAAGGUUGUUACAGCCAUGACGUAUAGGGUGCUGAAAAGUAUAGAAUUGAAAGCAUUUCCCCGUCUGCAACCAAUCACCCUAGAUUUAUAUGUCUAGUGCUACUGUUUGGAUUCACCGGCUGCAUUCCAGAUCAUGGGACCAAAUCUCAGUCAAAGCUGAAGCAGAUGAGCGAGAGGAAAGUCAUUGGACUUUGUCACCAGCUGCACAUGAUUUACUAGAUGCUGCAAUUAAUCGCUCGUUUGAGGAAGUUGUCACAGAAUCGCAGAUCAAGGAGAUCAUUCACUUCUGGGUGUGAUUGUUUCAUGAGCUCAAGCAGCGGUUGAAUCAGUCACAACCAUUGAGAAUCUAAUUCUAAUAAGCAAAAUCUUAUUGCAUUACCUUCGGUCUGUGUAGAGUAGACGUGCCGCCACUGCACAGGCUUAAUGGCACAGGUGGUUCAAUUUAAUGGCACAUCGAUGGUCUGAUAACAAUCGUUAAGGUUAUGAAUAUAUCCUUGCCUCUCAAAGGCAUGGUUAAAGUAUCCAGUUAAGAAAUAA